Messenger RNA from Cyphomyrmex costatus, 738 nucleotides. RefSeq names its product COMM domain-containing protein 4. Lineage: Eukaryota; Metazoa; Arthropoda; Insecta; Hymenoptera; Formicidae. The coding region runs from base 141 to 707 and encodes 188 amino acids. The transcript has 8 exons. The record is from RefSeq and is a predicted model, not a curated record.
AAACAGUUCUAACCUUCUCACUUUUGUAAACGUCAAUCAGUGUUUAUUUUUGCGGAUAUCAUUGUUUAUCAGGUGAAAAGAACGAAGUUAGAGUGAGAGAAGACAUAGAGAGAGAGCACAAACUAAAAAAUUAUCAAAAAAUGCGAUUUAGAUUUCUCGGCGAUGGUGACUGUCCAGAUUGGUUACUGGCGGAAAUCAACACACUUUCGCGAAUGACUUCAAUUAAAAUGAAAAUGCUAGGUCAAGCAGUGGCUAAAUAUUUGACCGAAGGAGAACUUGAUGAAGAAAAAGUUAAAAAAAUUACACAAGACGCUAAACUUGAUGUAAGUGAUGCGAAGGCAAUGGUAGCCGCCCUCGAAUUGAUAUUCACAUCUUCCGCCCGAUAUGGCGUUUCCGCUGCUGAUUUGAGCAGCGAACUGCAACAAUUGGGACUUCCGCGAGAACACAGUACAGCUGUAGCAAGGCUUCACACAGAUCAUUGUCCUCAGAUCACGGCUGUUCUUUCAUCUCAGUCUUUGAGAGUUAGUCGUUUGUCCUCCAUCGAAGUAUUACCUUGCGAUAGCUCGUCGCCUGUUUCUGCUGUGACAUUGAAAUUGAAAAAAAUAGAUGGAAAAGAGGAAGACUCCACUAUAAAUAUCUCCAAAGAUGAUGUGCAAGUUUUAUUGAAAGAAUUGAAAAGAGCACGGGCGCUAAUGGAAAAUUUGUGAAUAUUAAAUAAUAAAUAAAAUAAUAAUAAAG